GUGCUGAAGCGUGCGGAGUGCAUGUCCCAGCCCCACUUGCCCGGACUCCCCAGCCCUGAGGAGGCAGGGGCCAGGAGGGCAGCGGUGGAAAAGGAGUGGCAGAGUCCGGCGGAAACUGUGGAGAAAGCUGAGGAUGCAGGAGAGCAAGUUGCAAAUGAAGCCGGAGAUAAGACUGCCAGACCACUUGCCCGCUUCUCCCGGUCUAAGUCACAGAACUGUCUGUGGAACUCUCUCAUCGAUGGACUCACAGGGAAUGUCAAGGAAAAGCCACGGCCAACGAUUGUCCACGACCCCCGACCCCCAGAGGAAAUCCUAGCUGAUGAACUGCCUCAGCUUGACAGCCCGGAAGCCUUGGUGAAAACAUCCUUCAGGUUACGGUCUUUGGUCAAACAGUUAGAGAGAGGGGAGGCUUCCGUGGUAGAUCUUAAGAAGAACUUGGAAUAUGCAGCCACAGUGCUUGAAUCCGUAUACAUUGAUGAAACCAGGCGACUCCUGGAUACAGAGGAUGAACUCAGUGACAUUCAGUCAGACGCAGUGCCUUCUGAGGUCAGGGACUGGCUGGCCUCCACCUUCACGCGGCAGAUGGGGAUGAUGCUCAGGAGGAGCGAGGAGAAGCCGCGGUUCAAGAGCAUCGUCCACGCAGUGCAGGCUGGGAUAUUUGUGGAGAGAAUGUAUAGACGGACAUCAAACAUGGUUGGACUGAGCUACCCACCAGCUGUUAUCGAAGCAUUAAAGGAUGUGGACAAGUGGUCCUUUGAUGUCUUUUCCCUCAAUGAAGCCAGCGGAGAUCAUGCACUGAAAUUCAUUUUCUAUGAAUUACUGACACGCUAUGAUCUGAUCAGCCGUUUCAAGAUUCCCAUUUCUGCACUUGUCUCCUUUGUGGAGGCCCUGGAGGUGGGAUACAGCAAGCACAAAAAUCCUUAUCACAAUUUAAUGCAUGCUGCCGACGUCACACAGACUGUGCAUUACCUCCUCUAUAAGACGGGAGUAGCAAACUGGCUGACGGAGCUGGAGAUCUUUGCUAUAAUCUUCUCAGCUGCCAUCCAUGACUAUGAGCACACCGGAACCACCAACAAUUUCCACAUUCAGACCCGGUCUGACCCAGCUAUUCUGUACAACGAUAGGUCUGUAUUGGAAAAUCACCAUUUAAGCGCAGCCUAUCGUCUUCUGCAAGAGGACGAGGAAAUGAAUAUUUUGAUCAACUUGUCAAAAGAUGACUGGAGGGAGUUUCGGACCUUGGUAAUUGAGAUGGUGAUGGCCACGGAUAUGUCCUGUCAUUUCCAACAAAUCAAAGCUAUGAAGACCGCUCUGCAGCAGCCAGAAGCAAUUGAAAAGCCGAAAGCGUUAUCACUGAUGUUACACACAGCAGACAUUAGCCAUCCAGCAAAAGCCUGGGAGCUCCACCAUCGCUGGACGAUGUCGCUCCUGGAGGAGUUCUUCAGACAGGGUGAUAGAGAAGCAGAGCUGGGGCUGCCUUUUUCUCCUCUGUGUGACCGGAAGUCGACCAUGGUUGCCCAGUCACAAGUAGGUUUCAUUGAUUUCAUUGUGGAACCCACCUUCACUGUGCUCACGGACAUGACAGAAAAGAUUGUGAGUCCACUAAUUGAUGAAACCUCUCAAACUGGCGGGACAGGACAGAGGCGUUCAAGUUUGAACAGCAUCAAUUCGGCAGAUGCAAAGCGAUCAGGCGUCAAGAGCUCUGGCUCAGAAGGAAGUGCCCCGAUCAACAAUUCUGUCAUCCCUGUUGACUAUAAGAGUUUUAAAGCCACUUGGACUGAGGUGGUGCACAUCAAUCGGGAGAGAUGGAGGGCCAAGGUGCCCAAAGAGGAGAAGGCCAAGAAGGAAGCAGAGGAAAAGGCUCGCCUGGCCGCGGAGGAGAAGCAAAAGGAGAUGGAAGCCAAGAGGCAGGCUGAAGAAGGGGCAUCUGGCAAGGCCGAGAAAAAGGCACCUGGAGAAGCGAAGAAUCAAGUCAAUGGAACACGGACGAACAAGAGCGACAACCCUCAUGGGAAAAAUUCCAAAGCUGAGAAGUCGACAGGAGAAAAGCAACAGAAUGGUGACUUGAAAGAUGGUAAAAACAAGACAGACAAGAAGGAUCAAUCCAAUGUCGGAAAUGACUCAAAGAAAACAGAUGAUUCAGAAGAGUAACACACACCUCAUAGACAAUAAGAGAGGCUGCCAGUGUCUUGCAUCAUUUUAGCUGAGCUUCUUCAUUCUCUUCUCCUUCUUCCACAAAGACUCAUAUCUGGGGAAGGUGUCCAACUUUCAAACACAAGCCCCCACACUUGGCCUUCUCUCAUGACCUCUCCUCCCAGGAGAUGACUUUCUGGGAGCUGGUUUGAGGUCUUAGAACUCUGCGGGGGGAGAACCCCCACCCCCACCCCAAGCAGACAAAACAGCUUCAAAUUUUUGCACAAACAGAGACCAAACAUGAAGGGACUUCCUCAAAAUCUUUUGCUAAUGCCCUGGCUUUCAAGGCACCUGUCUGAUGGGAAUGGACAUCCUGGAUAUGCUGAGGCCUGAAAAAGCCACACACACAGGAACGGCCAUUGUAUUACUGUCAAUGCUGUUACUUUAAAUGUUGUUAUUUUUGCACUGGUUGCUGAUGGUGGAUACAGCCAAGCUGGCCUUCAUCACAGCUGAGAUGAUGAUUUCAGUCUCUGGAUGUUCCUUGCUGGAGUCAGGAACAUUCUUUUUCUCCAGUUUCCUUUCAGACUUAAAAAUUUGUUCUUAUGCUUUUUUUCCCCAUUUAUAUAAUAUGGAAUUCUUUUUGAUUUAUAAAAAGGGAGAAUUUCCUAUAGGAAUCUUUAUUUGAUGCUUAAUUUUCCUGUGCAUUUGUUAAUAUAAACCUGAAUGUUUCAGCUCAUGACUACGUUGUUCAGGAGAGAAACCCAGUGUUUUCACUGGGAAGCAUCUAUAGGUGGUUACUGAAUUUUUUACCACUGGCUGGUCCUCUUCUUUUGAAUAUCUGUGGUUUGACUUAAUCAUUCUCCUUUCUAUUCAGGAAAAUGCUAAGGGAAUUAGUAUCAGGGAGAUAUAUCCAAUAAUUUUUUCAUUUUAGCGAGUCUUUAGAAAUACCAGAUAGGAGAUGAUUAAUAGCAUAAAUCAAAAAUGAGAAUAGUAGAUGUAGCAAGGAAAGAGAAUAAACAUAUAGCCUCUUGAAACCAAGUCAAAAGUGGGAUCCAGUGGAGUGCAAGUCAUGUAAUUUUGUGGGUCUAAAUGGUGAUAUCUGGAUGAAACUGAUUGUUAAAAUGUGGUUGUAGUUCACAAAGGAACCUUUGAGUCCUGCCUAAGGAAAUCACAUGAAUACGUAAAUAACAUGAAUAUACUUGGUGAUGGAGUAGGACUGGUGAUAGGAAGAGAGACAAUAGGCUUAAGUGUAUUCCUUGUUGCAGACUUCAUUUCCACAUUAAAGAAAAAUCACAGAAAUAAACAUUUAAAAAUUCCUCCUAUUACUAAGGCAAAAUGUUAGUAUUUCUUCAGACAGAAAGGAGACUAUGUACGUAGCCUGUAAGGCCUUUUGUCUCAUUAAACUAAUUCCCCAAGAGAAAGAUCUGGCGAGCUCUGUUGUAUAGAAUGCACAGUCAUAUACUGAUAUUCAAACAGCGUUCUUAGGUCAGGCUGACAUUCUGUUGCUCCUCUUGGGUUUCCUAACAAUGACCACAGUAAAUCAUGUGAUCACAAAUUCAAAACAGGAGCCUAGCAGUUCAAGUACCUGAGCAAAGCAAGCCAUAACCUCCAAAUGAUUGUGAUAAAUGGUGGUUCAUAAGGGGCCUUGGUAUCAGUGAGGCAAUAAGGAGCAGUGGGGACUGUGAGGAAGUGGAGAGAAUGCAUGCUGCCCAACAGAGAUAGUUGCUAGGUAACUGUGGGGUUAGUGCUAUGUAGAAAUGAGGGUCCUGGAUAUCAAGGAUUGUAUGUAAACCUUCUCCAAAAUUUUAAACAUUGGCAACUAAUUCAGAAACUUACAAACACUGUGCUGGCCAAAGAAAACAUACCUGUGACCCGCAUUCAAUGCACGGGACAUCAGUUUGCAAACUACGCUCUUUGAGGUGGUUUGGUUUUAUAUAUGUUUUAUAUAAGAGUGACCAAUGCAUGUCACUUCUUGACCGUAGAACCUGAACCUUUUAUCUCAUUUCAGUUCUGUAUUUUUUCUAUGUGGAGCUCUGCAGCCAGUCAAAACAGAAAACCGGCAGCUUCCCUUUUAUCACAAGCAAGACUACACAAUAUUUGAAAAAGAAAUAGGAAUAUAGCCAUUUUUUCUAGCACCUGUAAAGAUGGAAAUGUUUUUCAUUUGCUUUAAGUCAUUAAUUCAGCUGGAAAAAAAUGGGAAGAUAAUUUUUUCCAAGAUAACACUCUGCUCAGAACUCUCAGCAUGGUAAAACAGUAGCUCCAUGUAACUCUUAUUUUUAAAUCCUUAAAAAGUGUUUUGAAGGGACAUUGAGUAAAAAAGCAAAACUAUGUAUUUUUUUUAAAUUAAAAAGAAAUGUUUUGUUGUGCUAUAAACUGAUACUGGAGCUGAUGAGACGUGAGACAGCGUUGACUGGAAGAGCGAUAUUUCCAGAGCACAGCUCACUCGCAGUGGUCUUUCUGUCCUCUUGAAUCAGCUUCCUCCAAGUUGAGCAGUGAUGUGGGACACACGCCCUUCCAUUGCACAGACUAUGGCAUCUUACUCUGUGUUCCACUGUCACAUAGAAAGCAGAGGCUUACACACUUGAGUUAAGAAUUAACUGGUGUGUGGGGAAAGUACUGGGGACAUGCCCACCACUGACAAACCACGAGGUCCAUGUGUCCCUGGGUGGAAAGUGACAAAUGGAGUUAGCCCUUGAGUUUGGGUCCCCAUAUCACCAAAGAGCUCUAGAGCCAAGUUACGCUGAUAUGGUGCAUUUCAGAGCCAUCAAGACACAUCCUUAGGCAGGUCUUUCUUCCUUCUUUUAUUCACGCCAACCUUUCCUGGGGUAUGAGCCCUAGUUGCUUAUGGCAGCAGGAAAGAGAUAUUUCUAACUCAUUAAAUGCAAAUGGAUUUUCUUCCAAUGUCCAUUUUAUUCCUGGAGCUUUUAAAAACUAUUGAAGACAUAUGACAAGAUCGCAUAAAGGACAAGAUAUACUUAAACAAUAAAAUGAUAUGUAGACAUCUGAGGGCCAAAGAACAAUCUAGUGCAACUGUUCAUUUCACAUGCAGAAUUAAAGACAUUAUACUAUAUUUUCCACCUGAAAUUAUGCCUCUAGUAAGUGUGAAAAAUAAAAAGGAAAGAGCAAUAUUAUCACAGGAUGUAAGAUAGAGGGCAGAUAAAAUGAUGGAAACCAAUUUUAUAAUCAGUGUUUUAAGGGCAAGAUACUGGUCUUUUAGUAUCCACUUCUGUCAUAGAUCAUUUUUAGAUAGAUAGAUAGAUAGGCAGACAGACAGAUAGAUAGGUAGACAGAUAGAGUAUAUAACAUACUUUCUUCUAUCCUUAACCUUUAGCAGAGACUUAACAUGAUAGAAAUUACUUCAUAAUAUUCCCCAUAGAGUAAGAAGGAAAACAAAAGAAAAAGACACAAUUUUUUUUCUCAAAAUGAGAUGGAGAAGAUUCUGAGAUUAAAAGCUAUGUAUGUAGUAUUAUGUCCCAAAUAAAGUGGGUUUUAGGGACUACAUUCCAAUUCCAAAAUUCCCACAAACCCCAACAGGAGUUGCAGCACUGGCCCCCCUACAGUGCCUGGCACACAGUCAUCAUUCAGGACACACAUGCAGAAUUGUCCAGCUGAAUUCCACUAUCCACCUGUGAGUGCAACAUCUUCUGUUUGUCAAGCGUAUCGCUAAAGGCUUAUGUUCUAAGUAAAUGCAGACAUACACUAACGACACAAACAGCUUAUUAUCAAGGAUGGGAAAUUGCAAGUAGUGUGGGGAAAGUUAUCAGAGCCAAGUUUAUGGAAAAAACAAAAACUCUAUGAUCUUUGGGUUUAAGAAAAACAAACAAAUGAAAAAAAAAAAAAACCCAAAAGCUAAAAACAAAAACAACCCAAAACAAGAUUUAUCUGAAAAUGCUUUUCCAAAAGGGAUGAUGACACCAAUCUAUACACCAUUACCAGUGGGUUUAUUUAUAACCCAAAUUGUAACAGUUAAAAUCCAAAAUGGGCUUUCUUGGAGCAAGUAGUAAGUUGUGUAUGUGCAGCUUUGGGAAUCAUCGCCCAGUUUUACUCUGCCAGGAUUACGGUCAGCAUAGGACGCAACCACAGCAAUGUUCAGAAAUAACAUUGCAGUAAUGAUAUUGUAUUGGAUUUCCUGUGUGAAUAAAUGGAAACUAAUAUUUGUAAUUCAUCAGCAGUGAUCCAUGAUUAAAGGCCUCAUUAUUAGUAAAUGAAUUUAAUGAAAAAAUUGUAAUGAACAGAACAAUGAUUCUAUAAAAUAUUCCUCUGAGAACUAAGAGAUACAUUAGCUGCCAAGACCAGAUUUCAGCUGUUAAGGUUUCCUCUCAUCCAAGUCACUGGUGGGCACAGAGGUGAUGGUAGGAUUAGAAUGGUAACAGAGCCAUCUAGGACGUUAGACAGGGUUCAUCCCUGUGAAUUUGGGUGCAGGGAGGUUAGGAAAAAUGGAGAGUAGUCCUCUGGCUGUUCUUAUUGGACAUUUACAAAAGACUGGAUGCUCCUCCAGGAAAUCUGCAAUAAACAAGAAUUGUUCCAUAAAGACAAAAACAAAAACAAAAACAAAAACUUUGUUUUUACAUUAAACAAGAAGGAUUCAGUCAGAGACCUAGACUGAAAGAUUCAUGAAAGUCAAUUUAAACAUUCCUCAUUAUUUUAAUAAAUUCCCUGCCACUUUACCCAUUUUUUCUUUAAAAUAUUAGCAGACACAUUUGAAAUGAAUUCACAUUUAAUCUGGCCUCUGUUCCUGAGCAGAAGGGAAUUGACACUGGCAAUGGCUUGUUUCACUAAAUGAACUUGAACCCAGCCUAGAUUGCCAUCUGCUGAACCAGGAGAGGCAGGGGAUGGUGUGUGGGCCCUUCACCUCACUCAGGGCACACGUACUUAGUCUCCGUUGGGAAGAUCUCGCCAUCUCUGGGGUUAAGUGCUGGCUGUAGGAGGCCAGUUAGUGUCAUCUUGGAGGCUGUCCUCUUUGUUCGGGCUCAGCCAUGCUUCCUGAACCUCACCUGUGUAUCUUACGGACGCUGGCUUCUGAACUGAUAAAAGCAUUUCUCUGUCAGGGGAAGAUGUCGAGAACUCAUUUAAAAUACAGCCCAUUAAAACCCAAUGGCUUUGGAAUGGCUUUUAAAUUGAUUGCCCUGGAGGCAUAUUCUUGUAUGGUUUUGCUUCUUUGUCCUGAUCUAUCUUGGGGUAGGUGUGUGUGUACUAGGGUCCUUGUCCCUGAGUGGGGGUGUGUGUAAUGGCACAGAAUAUAGUCACACACCAAUUUACAUAGAUUUAUAGUAAAAAUCUGCAGCCAUAAGUAUUGUCCUGUAACUGAUUCUAGAGAUAGAACUGUAGAGUAUACAUUUUCCUUUUUUCUUGCUUUGAUGAUAUUUUUAUACAAUUUUAUAUGCUGUAAAAAUUUUUAAAAAAUAUUUGCUAUUUUCAUUUGUAGAGCUCGGUUAGGUUUUUAUCAGCUCUGGUGCCCACUGUACAGCCAGAAUCUGCCCCCCACCUAAUUUAAGAGGUCCCUUCUUUUUCAUACUUUUUAUUUCACCUUUCCCUUAUUUUCUUCUCUCAUUUUUCUACCUUUUGCAGAUUCGUUCUUUUGCCUCUGUCCAGGCAAGCCAUUCUGCUUGCCGUAUCGUUUUAGCACAUGGAAACACAAAAUAAUGGAAAAAACAAAAUUACCUUGUUCCAGUGUAAUCCACAUGAGGACACGUUGCGGGCCAGGGAUGGGGUAUGGGGAGAUGGGGAGGAGAGAAUAGACUGGAGAAAGGAAGCAGGAAAAAGGAAAUCCUCAUGGGGGAUCAAUUACCCAAAGCGAGGUGACUCACUUUGAGCCUAAAAUAAUGCUCUUAUUACUGUCCGUCAGUGUGGGGCCCAGUUUUUGCCCAGGGUUUUUCUCCUUGGGAUGCUACACUCUCACCAUGGGUCUGUAGACCCUCUCCUUAACAUUAGGGCAUUGGCCAUGUAUGAAUGGAUAACUCAGCUCAUUUCCUCAGCCUUAGAUUUGCUGCUGUUCAGCUGGAUUUUGGGAGAUGUCUGGAUUAAAAUCAAGAAUGUUUAACAGGACUCAAAAGAAAGAAGCAAGCAGAACCCAAACCCCAAACCUCAACCAAAUCAUGCCGAAUAAAUAGUUCUUUGGAGGAAUAAGGAAGGGAUUUCUGGAUAUGUUCUGAGAAUGCUCUUCCAAAAGGGAAGAUGGCAAAAACGGGCUUGUCUGUACUUUGCGACAGUGACAGAAUGUACUUCCAUGAUGUGAAAUGUGUUUCUAGCAGAUAAAAUUCAGGUUGCAAUUUGCAUUUGUGUAUCAUAGGGCAAGAGAAUGACCAUCCAUUCUCAAGAAGAGUGCUUUGUUCCCUAUGAUGCUGGUUUGUACUAAAGGAAACUAUUCAAAUGCCAUAACAUCACAUCUUUAAAUGCAAAAAUAAAUCAUAGGGAUUCGUGUAAAACAGAAUAUGCCUAAAUGCUCUCAGUAAAUUACAUGUUUAUUGUAAAUCUUUGUUGCACAGACGAGGCUGACAGUCUUUCAAUGUAUAAUUUUUCCCAGCAUCUAGUAUUGAAAAAGUACUUGUGUGUUCUUCUGAUUACCAAAUAAAAACAAUGAGUUAACCUCUCUCCUGAGAUUUGAAAAAUGAAAAACCUGGUUUUUUCUUUAUUUUGAUGUUUUUCAUUGUUGUCC
Camelus dromedarius (Arabian camel) is the source of this 8785-nucleotide messenger RNA. It is a transcript of the gene PDE1C, whose product is annotated as phosphodiesterase 1C. The record is from RefSeq and is a predicted model, not a curated record. Gene Ontology annotation, biological process: signal transduction. Gene Ontology annotation, cellular component: neuronal cell body. Lineage: Eukaryota; Metazoa; Chordata; Mammalia; Artiodactyla; Camelidae. The transcript is spliced from 19 exons. Gene Ontology annotation, molecular function: calmodulin-activated 3',5'-cyclic-GMP phosphodiesterase activity. The coding region runs from base 22 to 2148 and encodes 708 amino acids.